Penicillium maclennaniae is the source of this 6144-nucleotide messenger RNA. RefSeq lists its product as uncharacterized. Bases 1 to 6144 code for a protein of 2047 amino acids. NCBI's taxonomy places the organism in Eukaryota, Fungi, Ascomycota, Eurotiomycetes, Eurotiales, Aspergillaceae. Gene Ontology annotation, molecular function: protein binding. The record is from RefSeq and is a predicted model, not a curated record. The transcript is spliced from 4 exons.
AUGACAUCUUCCAUCCAACAUGGCGUGUCUCCUCUGGCCUCCACUUCCCUUCUCGGUCUGCGAAGGACGUCAGAUCUGAUGGAGCAACAUGCAGUUGUCUCCGGCACUGGGGCCAAAAGCUUCAGUCACCCAUACCAGCAGACGACGAAGACAUCCAGUGGAGGGGAUGCCACACUCGCUGACGUAGUUCGCUCGCUUGCACGCCGAGACAGCGACGACAUUGGGGCUUCCAGAGUAUCCGAUAUUGACUAUACUAGUCUGCUUGAGUGGAUUCGGUGCGAGAGAAUGAAAAAGCUGCCACCUGAGGGAAGUAGCUACGACAAGGCUCUUGUAUGGGCAGCCUUGUUCGUCGAGCGCGUGCACUCGUUCGAUUUGGGGAUCGAGCAGUUUGCAGGUGACAGUCAUCUCGCUGCUCAGCUCUCGUACUGCUACUGCGCAAGCCUGCUCGAGUUGGGAGAGGAAAACGCCCCGGCACUUAUGGACCUCUUUGGAUUCUUCUAUCGCUGCUCAGCUGGACUCGGCAAUUUAUUGGAUCGUGCUGAGCUCUUUGUGGUCUCGCCUGAUAUCAAGGAUCAACUCAUCCUGGCGCUAGCUGAUCUGGUCACCCUCGUUGUCUGCGUGGCUACGCACUUCCACAAAUCGCUGCUCGCCUCGCAGUCAGUCUCAAUCGACAUCUACAGUACUUUUCCUGGUCCAAUUGAUAGUUUUCGCGGCCGUUGCGAGUAUGUUUCAGAGCUCAUGUGGCGUCAUCAAUUAGCAAGGGAAGGUCUCGAUGGUGAUAAAGCUGUCAAAGUAAACACUUUGAAAGGCUGGCUGCAGCCGGAGGAUCCUGUCCUUGCCAAUGCCACUGAAGCAACGGCUUCUUCGGCCCAGGAACGAGAGGAAGCCACCUGCUUGUGGGUAAAACCAUACCUGACGCAAUUCUUGAAGGGGGAACAUCAAGUCUUUUCCAUCAUCGGCAAACCUGGUUCUGGCAAGACAGUCCUGUCGACUGUCGUCAAUGACCACCUGCAGCAUCCUGUCGGAGGAACAAGAUACACAUCCAUACUAGCACCUAUCAACGGUCGAAUUCCGGCAAACACAACGCCGUCCGCUGUCGCGAAGAUGAUCUUGUCCCAGAUGUUCAGCAAUCGCAUUGGUAACUUGCAGCUGUACCAGAUCUUAGCCAGCACCUAUGAUCAGAGCCAGCGAUGUGUUGAUGAAACCUCUUAUGAUGAUCUCUUGUGGAACGCUUUGGCGAAUGCCCUCAGUACCAGUGUUGCGGGUGCCAAAGAGCUGGUUCUGGUCGUCGAUGGCGUGGAAGAGGCAAGUUGUGGAGAGAAAGCUUUACUGCGCCGACUCCAUGAGGCUACAGCCAAAGCCUCUACCGUGAAGCUGGUGGUACUCGCGUCACAGAAGAUGGACUCUAUUGCCUCUCAGACAAUUGUCCGAAUUACGUCGGAACUCACCUUCGACGAUGUUGCAGCCGUGACUCGUAAGAUUCUCCAUCAGAGCCACGCGUUCAAUGCCAUGUCCGCCGAGGAUCAGGAAGUCAUGGUCGCCCGCAUCACGGAGGCCUCCGAAAGCUCUUUCUUGUGGGCAAAACUGACUGCCAAACGUUUGCGUGAUGAACACCCACCAAACGAGGCUGCGCUUUCCAAAUCCAUAGAUAGCAUUGUUCGGAUGGGCAACACAAUCAACGAUCUUGUUGCACACACCCUGCAUUCUAAGCUUGAGGAGGCUACGAAGAAGGUCUUAAUCUGGCUGGCCACUGCAGAUCGCCCUCUUACCCAGCAGGAAUUGGCUGCUCUUCUCUCCAUUCAGACCGAGAAAGCAGCUGUCGCAGGAAAUUGCGAUAUCGAUUUGUAUCAUCUGCUCAAGCCGGUUGCCUCGCUUGUCUUCUUCCAUCAUCACCUGAUCUAUCUGAGGCAUGGGCAGGUGCGCACUGCGAUUCUGGAUACUUUCUCCAAAGGCAAGUUCCUGCCGGCAAUCAAAAACAGGGAUGCAGACUUUGCGCAAAGACUCCUGCUUUACACGAAGCAGUGUGUGUCAGAAAGCCACGACCUAUCUCUCACCCCACUGGAUGAGCGGCUGACGGAACACCUGCUGGAGAAACAUCCUCUGCUGGACUUCGCGACUCGCUACUGGGCGGCUUAUGCCAAAACUGCGUUCGCAAGUACUAGCGAUCAAGAGAUCACGACUGCUGGAAAGAACUUGCGAUCUGUCUGGCCAACGAGUCCCACCUUACCGCUUUUGGAGAUGACUGUGUGGGCGAGCAAGGCAACUCCAUCGCUUCGGUCAAUACACGGAAUUCAGACUCGACUUUAUCGUCAAAUCUUGAACAACGACCAUCCGGCCACUUUGCAAGCCAUUUUGUCUCAGGCCAUGUUCUACCGAAAGAUCCAGACCGCAUUGCCUGUUGAGAGCAGCCAGAUCUUCUACAAUGCGGCAAAGCUCAGUCAGACGAUGUUGUCUAUUCGGCACCUCAUCACUAUGGAGAUGACGCAGUUCUUCUUAGAAUGCACAAGAGAUCAAAUGACGGAGUCGAAGACGGAAGUUAUGAUCCAAAGGGUUGAGAUGCUCCAGCUGCUGAUAGAAUGCUACAAGGCACAUUAUGGUGCAACGAACAUAAAGGUCACCUCCACGUUGACUCAAUUGUCCGAACACUAUACUCUUAUGAAGGAAGAAAGCAAAGCACAAGAAAUCACUGCUUUGCUGCAGGGAUCUACAACCGAAAGUAGCAACAAGCGGAGCGGAUCUCAGCAGACGGACGAUUCGUUGUUGAUUCAACUACACGGCCGCAAAGAUACGACAACAAGUACAGGGAACCGUUUCAUAUUGGAUGGAGAAGAAGUUGACGAGCUGAUUACCUGGUCUCUUGACUUGGAGACUUUCAUGGCCAAUGCCGAAGAACAUAUGUCGGCGGGUCGGGUAGAAGAAGCCGAGCGCACAUACGUGGAGCUUUGGCAGAAGGCUAGUCAGAAAUAUCGACUGAGCCACUCGACUGAACAUAAGGUCAUGAUGUUGCGGGCCGUCAUCAUGUAUGCCCAAUUCCUCAAAGGUCAAAAACGAGACAAUGAAGUGGCUUCGAUUCUUGCCAGCUUUUGGGGAGAGCAUGAGCAAACCAUUUCCAGUGCAGAGGAGUUGGUGUCCAACUUCAUGCAGCUUGGACAAAUGAUGAAAUCCGUGGGUUUGUCCGUGAUGGCACUUGAGGUCUUCAAACACUGCGCACAGAGCACCAAUAGCCAGAGUAUCCACAAAGAGCUGGAAAAGACCAUCCAGUCCACGUCCCAGGAACUUAUGCAAAUGGCCGCCAGCUCGUCGUCUGAAUCAUCAACAUCUAUCAUGACGGAGUCGAGCCUCAAUGAAAUGGUAUUUAACUCGUCCAUUGUCGAUCAGGUGUCCACCACGGCAACCACCACGCUGGUCGAAAUGUACUUGUCCCAGCACCGGUGGCGCGAUGCAACCAGCAUGCUCAAACGUGUAUUGCGAAGCCUUUGGCCUGAGUUAUUUGCGCCUUCACUUGAAGACGUGACCAGACCGUCAGCGCAUGUUGAGUACUGCUUUAAGCUUGCUGAGCGCCUGGCUAGCUGUUACCGCUCCCGCCGUCGCCCAAUUAAGGAGGAGGAUAUUAGAACUCGGAUUUAUCGAGCAGCUCGACGUGAUCGAGCUGCGAGUGAAGAUCGAGUCUUGACGGAAGUCACAUCGAGCCUGCUUCGUCUGUACGAGCGGACCUCCCAGAACAACAAGAUCAUCAGCAUUCAUCAAGACAUGCUGCAUGACUAUACUCAGAGAUUCGGCAGAGAGCAUCCAACUGUGAUUCAGAAACUCUGGACGUUGGCCGAGAUGACACGACCGCUUCCCAUUGCAGUCGAUUAUUAUGCUCAGAUCGUCCAAUGCUUAAACAAGGGAUCGGAAACGUGCCACCCUGAUGCGUUCGAGCCACUCCUCAUCGUGGCGACAGAAUAUUUGAAGCAAGGUCGAUAUGCGGACGCGUUGAAGCCGUGCCGGGUACUGUUUAACAGCCUGCAGAGCCCAAAGACUAGCCCAAAGUUACGGGAUCCAGGGUUCGUCCAAACUAUUUAUGAGCGCUAUGUGCACUGUCUGCGUGAGGCUCAUAGCGAAACCUCAACAAUCCACGAUGUGACUGUGCAAUAUCGCAAAGCGUGCACCAGCAUCUUCGGCGUCAGCUCUUCGAUCACCAUUCAGGCGACCAAGACGCUGGCCAAUCUCUGCCAAGAAUCCAAGCAGUAUGAAGGCGAAGCAAUCCAGCUCUACGAAGAACUUCUGCAGAUUAAAUCCAGCGAUGUUGAGAUCGACCGCCACGGCAUCCGCGAGAAUUUGGAUGCUAUCUACGAGCAGCAGAAUGCCUCAUUGACCGCGUCAAAAGUGGAAACCAUGACUGCCAAAGAGCUUCAGAAGGUAGUUUCUAUUCGCUCUCAACGCCUGACGUCCAUCCGCUCCAGCUACGGGUGGGCUCACGAGGAGGCCCUUUCUCAGAUGGAAGAGAUCGUCUCUUUGCGAACCAAACAGGGGGACUCACAGACUGUUCUCUCCAUGUUACAGGAAGCUACGACUCAGGUGUUGUCGACCGAGAGGUCCUCCGUCAAGCUGGCGGCAGCAGCCAAAAGCAUUGCAUCUAGCUACAUCGCGGCCGGUCAGGUACAGCGAGCCAAGGAGCUCUCACACGAUUUGUACCGCCAGAUCAUCACCAGGGACACUAGCAAUGCCAGCUCUUUUGGUUUUAAUGAGACUUUGCGUCAGCGACUUGGCCUUGUUUUCCUGGCCCAGCUCGAUUACAGCCUUCAAGAAUUCGAGGAUUCUUCGGUAACGAUGAACGAGAUAUAUGCCGCCCUCACUGCAGAGUACAUGUAUUUUGAGCAGUUCCGGAAUGUCAUCGGAGCAGAGACCUGUAACCUCCAGAAGACUGCGACCACGGUGGCUCACCUGCACGCGUUCUUGCUCGGUCGCGGCCGCCAGUCCGCCGCCAGUCAAGUUGUGGACCAGUAUACUAGCUUCUUCUUGAAGACCCAGGGCUCCAGCCUGAAGAUUGACCUUCACCAGGCGAAGGUUUUUAUCGAAACAGUUCUUGACUAUUUCAGCACCCACACUUCGCGCGACUUCAUUCGUUCAGUGGCCAUCGCCGCUUACAACCGGGCAGCCCUCCUGCUCGACUCUGGGGAAUACCAGUCCGCCUGUCAUCUCGCAUUCGUGUCGAUGAAGUUUAUCGAAGCCCACCACGGCCUUUCGGCGCAGGCAACCCUUAAAUUGGUCUUCAAACUGGGUCUUCUUAUCGCGGGCCGGGACCUGGACUCGGGCCUAACGACUUCAGUCAAGAAGUACAUGGUUAGUGUGUCGGCGACUAUAUUGCGUGAUACACUGGCGUACUUCAAGUCACACAAUGUCGAGCUCGCACAGCUGGAUCUGGCUCACGUAAAUAGCCUGAUCAAGGUCCUCGAUGAACAGCAUGACUACCACACCUUGGCCUGGGUCCUCGGUUCCCUGUGGGAAAGUCGGGACACUCAUGCCCUUUCCCAACCCCAACACGCGUAUACCCUUGCUCUUGGUCGCAUGCUGGUCAUCACACGCUACCUCACCGGUGACUACACUGCAUCCGUCCGGCUCGCAGAGGAUAUCGUGUACAAUUGCGCACGCGUCCAUGGACCUCGCCACCCGAGUACCGUUGAGAUGACAGUGCUGCUAUCGCAAAUGUACACUAGCGUCGCCCAAGGCUACCAGAACCAGAAGAGUCGCCGCGAGCUGGCCUAUCGUUACUAUCGAAAAGCAGCCGCUCUGCAUGAGAACGCCCUGCGCGUAUUCAUCGAUCCGUCCUCGGCUGCUCCGACCGAGAUGGACGUCGAGGUUAUCUCCGGCAUGUCCUCGUCCUCGUCUUCUUCCAGCCCAGGUGAAAACGGGGAAGAAGGAAAACAUGUUCGGCAGCACUUGCACAUGCUCAAACUUGCUGUCGAGCGUCUCGGAGAUUGGCCCAAGGAGUAUUCUGAAUACGAGCGACUUAGCAAUGACCUGUUCCGCACAUUCGCGAAUGAUCUCGAAGGAGUGGACGGUGUCGAUAAGUGGAACUUGCAGUCAUUUGGGGCUGGCAAGGCUGAAGCCAGUGACGACCUUCUCUCAUUUUCCCACGAGCGCCUGGCAAUUGCUGUUUGA